Messenger RNA from Euleptes europaea (tarantolino), 2610 nucleotides. It is a transcript of the gene SYDE1, whose product is annotated as synapse defective Rho GTPase homolog 1. Bases 1 to 2610 code for a protein of 869 amino acids. Gene Ontology annotation, biological process: signal transduction. The record is from RefSeq and is a predicted model, not a curated record. The transcript is spliced from 8 exons. NCBI's taxonomy places the organism in Eukaryota, Metazoa, Chordata, Lepidosauria, Squamata, Sphaerodactylidae.
AUGCUCCGCAGCCCCUUCUCCCGCCUGCGCCGCCAGGAGAGCCGCCAGGCGCGGCGCACCGAGCCAGGUUGCCCUUUGGAGCCCCUGGGUGCCUCAGGGCCCUCCGUAGCAUCUGGUCAAGAGGACAAUAGAGGCCGGAAAGCGGCUGCUGUUCCUUUGUCCAAGAAGCAGAACUGGACCAGGUUGGAGUCAAGUGUCCCCAGCAGGAAGCCAUGCCUCUCAAGCGCGCCACAAGCACCGGCGGCCCAGGAUGAAACACCGUCUCCGGAGAGCCUUCCCCUCGCCACCGCGACGGCCAUCAGGCCCAGGGAGGCUGCUGAGACACUGACCGGCCCCAUGGAGGCUUGCGGCUCCAGCGCAGGCCUCAAGUGCAGCAGCCAGGGUGCUUACUUGCAGAGCCUGGAGAGGAGCAGCCGGGACUGGGUGCUCUCCUCGGGGAAAGCCCCAGGGGCCGACGAGCCAGCCGGUGUCUCCGGCGCCGAGCGGAAGGCCUCCAUCACCAUCUGCAGUCGCGAAGGGGAGAUCUGGUACAACCCCAUCCCGGAGGACGAGGACCCGCGGCCCCCGUAUCCUGAAAGGGCGAGGGGCAGCGGUGUGGGGAACAAGGAGGCGAGGAAGAAGAGGCUUGGGGAGGGCGAAGCUGUGCAGGAGGGGGCCUCGCGGCGGUCUCCGCCGAGCCAGACAAAGCCAGCGACGCAAGCUGAGGAGUGGAGCAGGCAGCAGCACCAGGCAUGUGGAAAGGUGCCAGUCUCACGUGCGGGUCCCGAAGAAAGGACAACGGGCGCCGUAUCGACGUCCCAGAGCCCCGGCGCCCAUAAGAAGGACCCCCUUCUCUGCAAGACAAAGUCCCCAGGCCCAGUGCGAAGCCUCUCCAUGAAGAUGAAGAAGCUGCCGGAGCUGAGGCGAAGGCUAAGCCUGCGCAGCUUCCGUCCCCGGGGGCCAGAGGCGGAGGGGGGCUCUUCCCCCAAGGAGUCGCGCAAUGUCAUCAGCCGCUACCACCUGGACAGUAGCGUGGCUUCUCGGCAGCACACAGCCCGGGGAGCAGCCGUGACCAAAGGGGACUCCUUGAGCGGCGGCGAUUCCCCCGAGCUCCUGGCCAGGACUGACAAUGCAGGCAUGGGGCUCGAAGGCGGCUCCUUCCAGCCCUACAGAUUCGCCGAGCAUCCCGGUUGUCUGCAGCAUAUCUCCGGGGUCGUCAGCGUCCACCUGCUGGGGGUGCAGGACUUCAGGCCCCCCAGAGCUGAAGCCAAGGAGGUCUUCUGCGCCCUCCAAGUGGACUCGGUCAACAAGGCCCGGACGGCGCUGCUCCCCUGCCAGACAGCCUUCCUCAGUCUCAACCAUUCUUUCCAGCUGGAGCUCGAAAAUGCCCAGCUCCUCAAAAUUGUGAUCUUCUCCUGUGACCCAGCGGUACAGAGGAACCGUGUCUGCUGCCACGGAACUAUGUUUCUUCCCAUUGUUUUUCAAGGUUGCAGGUCUCAGCAGCUGGCUGUGCAGCUGCAGCCGCGGGGGCUCCUUUACAUCAAGCUCAUCCUGCUGGAUCAACGCGAGCCAGCCGGCGGCAUCCGCGAGCCACAGGUCUUUGGCGUGAAGCUGAGCCAGCUGGUGGACAGGGAGAGGGCCGCUGUCAAGGUGCCGCUGCUGAUCCAGAAGUGUGUGGAUCAGAUUGAGAAACGAGGACUGAAGGUUGUGGGUCUGUAUCGCUUAUGUGGCUCAGCGGUGGUGAAGAAGGAGCUGCGUGAUGCCUUUGAGAAGGACAGUUCUGGCGUGGUGCUCUCGGAAGAGUUCUACCCAGAUAUCAAUGCCAUUACAGGCAUCCUGAAAGACUAUUUGCGUGAGCUGCCGACGCCCCUCAUCACUAGCCAUCUCUACCAGGCGGUACUAGAAGCGAUGUCUAACCGGGCAGCGGGCCAAGAAGCCGAGGAGACAACAGGUCUUUUGGAUUGCUUGCCAGAGGCUGAGCAGGCAACCCUGCGGCUGCUGCUGGACCACCUCAGCUUGGUCGCCGCGUUUUACGACUUCAACCGCAUGAACGCCCAGAACCUUGCCGUGUGCUUUGGGCCUGUUUUGCUCAGCCAGGGUCCUGGGAGGACAGGGGACCUCUGCUCCCAGCACCCCACUGUUUCCAGCACCGUGGACUUCAAGCACCACAUUGAAGUUCUGCAUUACCUGCUGCGGGCCUGGCCGGCUCAGCGUAGGAUGGCCGGCGGGGAGGAACGCCCCCUUUCCAGGGAACAUCGGCCAGGUCACCUAUCUCUGGUCCUGCCUCUGCAGCAACCCCCAGUUGUAGUUCGGAGCCAUCCCAGAGGCCUGGAAAGCCCUCCUAGCCAUCGCUAUGCUGGGGACUGGAGCGUAUGCGGGCAACAGCUGUUACCAGGCCCCCCCGGGGGAAGCGAGGACCAAGAUGAGUUAGCUGGGAGCGGGAGCGACCGUGACGAAGACGGCGAAGGGGUUGCCCCGCGAGACGGUCUGAGAUGCCGCGGCCAGAGCAUCUUUGCCUUGGUGGAGGAUCCAGAAGCCACCUUCAGCCGAAGGAUCAGCCUGAAGGACUUCGAUGCUCUCCUGCUGGACCUGGAGCACGAACUCCGCAAACAGAUCAACGUCUGCCUGUGA